This is a messenger RNA of Vicia faba (fava bean), 588 nucleotides long. NCBI's taxonomy places the organism in Eukaryota, Viridiplantae, Streptophyta, Magnoliopsida, Fabales, Fabaceae. The record is from the annotation of a GenBank genome assembly.
AUGAUUAGAGGAUAUCCUUCUAAGCUUCAAAUUUUAUCUUCUUCAAGGAUCCCACAAAGACAUUUUUUGACAAAACAAAGGACUUGUGGGGUUGAAUUGAAAAGUAUGAGGUCAUGGCAUAAGGAAUGGUACCAUAGAUUCAUGUUGAUCAAGGCCAUUUUUGUUCUCAUCAUCGUUAGUUUUUGCUCACAAUACAAGUCAAUGUGGAUUAGUAGUUUUAAGGAUAUCUUGGUUAUACUUCUUCCAUAUUUCCAUCUUUGUUACCAGCUCCUCAAAAGCAUUAUAUUUGUGCCGGAAACGUUUAAAGUUUUUUUGGAAAAGAUCAGUGUCAUUGGCUGCACAAGUCUCGAGGAAUUUUCCGUCUCCUCGGAUUUCAUUGAAAACUUGGAUUUAAGCAGUAUAGAGAUUCAAACACUUGACCUAUCUAAUGGGCUUCUUCGUAAUCUUAAGUGGCUUAAUCUUGAGAGUUCAAGACUUGAGUAUCUUCCAAAGGAGUUACCUAGCCUAACAUCUAUUAAGGAGCUUAGGACUUCUGGCAGUGGACUAAAAGUUAAGAAACACAGCAUGAUCGUCACCACCACCGAAUAG